CUUAACUUAGUCUGCAGACACACUGCAAACAUGUGAGUGUGAAACACUGAGAGGACAAAGAGGAAGACCAGCGGGUGCUCAACAUGGCUCAUGAGUUAAUCAGUGAAGAAGGGGCCACAUUGGUUCCCAAAAAAGCUUCUGGAGAGCCAAUAAGUUCAAUGACGUCUGCGUCUUUUAAUUUCAUCAAUUCCAUAAUAGGAUCUGGAGUAAUAGGCUUACCAUACGCAUUGAACCAGGCGGGACUCUCCUUUGGCCUUCUGCUGUUGCUAGUAGUUGGAUUUAUUACAGACUACUCCAUCAUCUUACUGAUUAAAGGAGGCAACCUGACCGGGACAAGCAGUUAUCAGUCACUGGUGCAGAGCACAUUUGGUUUCCCUGGCUUUCUGAUUUUAUCUGUGCUGCAGUUUCUUUAUCCUUUCAUUGCUAUGAUUAGCUACAACAUCACAAUCGGUGACACGCUGACCAAAGUAUUUCAGAGAAUACCAGGAGUGGGUCCAGAUCACAUACUUGCCGAGCGUCACUUUGUGAUCUUGUUAUCAACCCUUCUGUUCACACUGCCUCUUUCACUUUAUCGAAACAUAGAGAAACUCGGGAAGGUGUCCUUCUUGUCAAUGGUGCUGACAUUUACCAUCCUCAUCAUUGUAAUCAUCAGAGCAGCUACCCUUGGACCCCAAAUCCCCCCUACAGAGAACGCAUGGGUAUUUGCAAAGUGGAAUGCAAUUCAAGCCGUUGGUGUGAUGUCUUUUGCUUUCAUAUGCCACCACAACAGCUUUCUCAUCUACGGUUCUCUGGAGCAGCCGACGCUGGCUAACUGGACUCGGAUCACCCACGUGUCCGUGGGCUCCGCGUUAGUCGUCAGCGCCGCGUUCGCCGUUGCCGGCUACACCACCUUCACCGGAUACACACAAGGAGACAUAUUUGAGAACUACUGCAGAAAUGAUAACCUGGCAACAUUUGGUCGCUUCUGUUUUGGCCUCAGCAUUAUGACCACAUUUCCACUGGAGUGUUUCGUUACACGGGAGGUGUUAUCCAAGGUCUUCUGCAGUCGGGAUCUUUCAAAUUUGGAACAUGUGGCAAUAACAUUUCUCAUAGUUGCCGUUUGCGCAUCGAUAUCUUUGGCCUAUGACUGCCUGGGCGUCGUUUUGGAGCUCAAUGGCGUUCUGAGCGCCACACCUCUGAUCUUCAUCAUUCCAUCCGCGUGCUUCCUCAAAGUCUCACCCGGACGCUGGUUCCACAGUGAGAACUUGAUGCCCACCAUGUUGAUGUUGGUUGGCUUGUUUGUGAUGAUUACCGGUUUGAUCAUGACAAGCCUCUACCCGCAGGACUGCUCACACGGCCUGGAGAUGUUCUACUGCGCAGAGGCCAAUGUCACUGACACUGUGCCGCCAGCGUGAAACUCAACGGAUAUUUCAUCCUCUUCCACUUUUUAACACUUUAGAGGCAAAAUUUGGACAUUUUCUUUUGGCUCUAGGGCGCUUUUUUUUAAAUGUGGUUUCCAACUAGCGGAAGUCUAAAGAUGAACAUACAAUGUUCACUUUUAUAUUUUCUGUUUCUACUUGAUCAGGAUCACUCAGGCUCAAGAAUAACAGUUUUUUCCACGUACACCGUCCAUCUGAAUUUCCCUGUAUUAGACCUCGGUCGUAAACGCUGCAUUCUAGCGGCGGAUGCUUCAAGAUGUGACCUGAGGCAUACCUGACAUGUGACAAAGGAAGGGGCGCUAAAUCAGAAUUACUUGGUAGAUAACGUGUUUUCUUUUCCAGGCAGCCCACAAAAAACGGACUGUGUUGUCUUAUUUCACAGUUUGAGUGUGCCCUCCAGUUCAAUGUUAACACAAUGACAGUCUAGAAAAACAUCUAUUUUAUAAUUUUUGAGAAGCAAACGUGAUAUGUAACUCAAACCAGGUCAUCCCGACCAACCCAAAAGCCAGGCUUCACUAAUGAUCUGGUGCUAUUAUAUUAUUGACCGCACUAUUUACCUUCUACACCCCUUCCUAUAUACCAUAUGACUGUAAUGUUGAUGUUUCUAUUACGUUUUAUUAAGAAAUUACACGUGAAUGUGUUAAUGAAUUGUCUGACUUGAUAUUCAUAAUCCGGAACGACGUGUAUGACACUGUGAACGGGAAACGGUUGUUUCGAUAUUCAACCACACGAUGUCGCUGUAGACAAUCUACCAUGUUUAUUAAAAGGAAGUGCAA
Molecule: messenger RNA, 2194 nt
Organism: Pungitius pungitius (ninespine stickleback)
Lineage: Eukaryota; Metazoa; Chordata; Actinopteri; Perciformes; Gasterosteidae
Gene: slc38a11
Product: solute carrier family 38 member 11
Exons: 12
Coding region: 84-1394 (436 amino acids)
Biological process (GO): amino acid transmembrane transport
Molecular function (GO): L-amino acid transmembrane transporter activity
Source: RefSeq, a predicted model, not a curated record